GGACCCAACCAACCCACCCCGCACCCACCAAAGCUCCCAGCUUUUUCCCCUUCCGUCCGUCGCCGCCGCCGCUCCCGUUCUAGGGUUUCGUCUCCCGAUCCCCGAUCCCCGAUCCGGAUCCAGCAGCAGCAGCAGCAGCGAGCGAGCGAUGGCGGCCGCGGGAGACGCCGGCGAGAAGAAGAUGAUCACGCUCAAGAGCUCGGACGGCGAGGAGUUCGAGGUGGAGGAGGCGGUGGCCAUGGAGUCGCAGACGAUCCGCCACAUGAUCGAGGACGACUGCGCCGACAACGGCAUCCCGCUCCCCAACGUCAACUCCAAGAUCCUCUCCAAGGUCAUCGAGUACUGCAACAAGCACGUCCAGGCCAAGCCCGCCGACGGGGCCGCCGCGGCCGGAGCCGGAGCCUCGGACGCCGCCGCCCCCGCCGCCCCCGCAGAGGACCUCAAGAACUGGGACGCCGAGUUCGUCAAGGUCGACCAGGCCACCCUCUUCGACCUCAUCCUGGCUGCCAACUACCUGAACAUCAAGGGGCUGCUGGACCUAACCUGUCAGACUGUUGCCGACAUGAUCAAGGGCAAGACCCCGGAGGAGAUCCGCAAGACCUUCAACAUCAAGAACGACUUUACGCCCGAGGAGGAGGAGGAGAUCCGCAGGGAGAACCAGUGGGCCUUUGAGUAGAGGAGCAUCUAGGCGAUGCCACCGCCGAGCUGAAAGAACAACGCUUAGUAUUCGUCAUGUCUGUAUUUCAGCGCUCUUCUUUAUGUCUGUCGUAAUGGGUUGUAAUUAUCCUGGAGUCUAUGAGGUGGUGUCGGUGAACAUCUUUGGUCAGUGGUUAUGUUUGCGAGAACAAGAAAAACCUAUCGUGGUCUGUGGUCAUCGCUUGUCAAACUGAAUCUUAAUCGUCAAGUGGAUGCUUUGCUUGGUUACCA
Messenger RNA from Triticum dicoccoides, 927 nucleotides. RefSeq names its product SKP1-like protein 1. Bases 149 to 676 code for a protein of 175 amino acids. The transcript has 2 exons. Gene Ontology annotation, biological process: ubiquitin-dependent protein catabolic process. Lineage: Eukaryota; Viridiplantae; Streptophyta; Magnoliopsida; Poales; Poaceae. The record is from RefSeq and is a predicted model, not a curated record.